AUGAAGGAGCCCCGGGAGGGGAACUCAGCGUCUGUGGCGUCACGUUUUUCAACAAAAGUGCUUACAGACUCAGGUGAUAGUGUAUGUCGUACUGAGAAUGCACUGGUUAUAGUUUUAGACCUGACCCCUUCAGCAUGGACUGGUGCUACAGCUCCAAGUGAUUUGAAACUGCAAUUACCAGGGUUUUUUCGACUUGUAUAUCGAUUCUUGAAGACAUAUGCGUUCAUGUCCGCAAACCAUCGUUGCUGUGUCAUAGGUACUCACAAUUCAGGGGCACGUAUAUUAUAUGAGGGAGAACCUUCUUCGGAUUGGCUUCCAUCGUGUUUCGGUAAUGCUAAGGACCAGAAUGCAAGAUCCGAUGCUACGAUCUUAAAGUUUUGGAACGCCAUGCUAGAAUUUAUCGGUACAUGUAUACCAUCGUCCAAGGACCCAUUGCUGACAACUGCUCUUUCCAUGGGUUUGCUAUAUCUGAAUCGUCUGCGUGUUACUGGUGCCGGUUUCGGGCGUCGUAUCAUAUUCUUAGACGUCUCCGCAACCAACGAGUAUCGCUCACAAUAUAUCGGCCUUAUGAACGUCGCAUUUACAGCAUCUAAAUCGAGUAUCAGUAUUAACACGUGUGCGUUUCGUCGAUCUUCGCGCAUACUGGAACAGUUGAGCGACGUGACCAACGCCAAAUACCUAAACCUAUCGAAGGUGCUGCAGUCUGUGGAAGACAAUGAGAGUCGUGAACAGUCAGUUUUGCAGCUAUUGAUGUUCUGGUUUCUGCCUUCAGAGGGUGUCUCGGAGCAACUUUCUACUCAACUACCUUUUGACUUUAGCAACACUGCGGUAUGCUACUGUCAUUAUCGCACGGUUGAUAUUGCGUUCCUUUGUCCAUGUUGCUUUGCUGUGCAUUGCUCCGAGAAGGACGACAAGGGUCGGUAUCGCAUAUUUUGUCUCGUAUGCAACUCGCGUCUAUCAAGACCACUGGUGAAGCGUAAGUCGGCAGGCGAUGCUGAUUUCUCAAAGACUUGA
Babesia sp. Xinjiang is the source of this 1014-nucleotide messenger RNA. It is a transcript of the gene tfb4, whose product is annotated as RNA polymerase II transcription factor B subunit 4. The record is from RefSeq and is a predicted model, not a curated record. Gene Ontology annotation, cellular component: transcription factor TFIIH core complex; transcription factor TFIIH holo complex. Gene Ontology annotation, biological process: nucleotide-excision repair; regulation of DNA-templated transcription. Bases 1 to 1014 code for a protein of 337 amino acids. NCBI's taxonomy places the organism in Eukaryota, Apicomplexa, Aconoidasida, Piroplasmida, Babesiidae. The transcript has 8 exons.